AUGAAGUGCCACGGCUGUUUUAAAUCUAUGAAAGACAUAAAUAAAAUAAAAUGCUCUGCACCAACAUGCGAAAAACACUUCUGCUGCUUAUGCAUUAAUUUAUCAGGACUUAGUAGUGAAAACAGAGGAAACUGGAAGUGUCCUGAUUGUUGUGCGUCUCAGAGAAAAGGAGGUGACAAUAGUUCAACGCCUAUUAGAUCCACGAAUGAGAAUAUAACCCUGCGGAAAAAGUCCGACACAGUAUGCGACGCCGCUGCUACUACCACAGAGGUAAAAGAACUGACCAGUGAAGUUCGUCUUCUAACGCAAGAGAUUUGUUCGCUAAAAAAGCAGCUUGAGAGCGCUAUUUCAUCGUUGUCCAGCUGCGAGAAAAGGCUGGAUGAGUUAGGAUCUGCGAUCGCCACUAAUGAUAGCCGUAUAAAGCAGCUCGAAGACCGGAAACUCGAAACAGAUAUAUUAAAGGCCACCGUAAAAGACCUGCGACUAGAACUGAAUGCGCAGAAUCAAAACCACCUGCGAAAUGAACUGGAACUGUCAGGCGUACCAGAAACUUCCAACGAAAAUAUCCACCAUAUUGCACUCUUGGCCGCCCGAAAAUUGGGUGUGGAGCUUGAUGAUCGUGACAUUGACUGGGUGUCACGGGUUGGCCCGCGCGGUAAGCCAACUACUGCUACGGACGGCAAAACGAAAUUCUCUAGACCAGUGGUUGUGCGUCUUUUACGUAGGGCUAAGCGUGAUGAAAUCAUUAAAGCUGCAAAAACGAGACGAAACAUUACUAGCGCUGACAUCGAAAUACCUGGAGAGUCUCACAAAAUAUAUUACAACGAGCGGUUGACAAAACCCAAUCGUGAACUUUUUCGUGAAGCUCGCAAGAAAACCAAAGAGUUGGGUUUCUCGCACUGUUGGUGUUCCCAAGGGACUAUCUUCAUCAGGCAAUACGAAGGCAAACCAGCUCGUUCGGUCCGAAAUCAGGAUGACCUCGCUGAUAUUUUUUCAAUUUCUAGAACCAAAUCUUGA
This is a messenger RNA of Pararge aegeria (speckled wood butterfly), 1017 nucleotides long. RefSeq lists its product as uncharacterized. NCBI's taxonomy places the organism in Eukaryota, Metazoa, Arthropoda, Insecta, Lepidoptera, Nymphalidae. Bases 1 to 1017 code for a protein of 338 amino acids. The record is from RefSeq and is a predicted model, not a curated record. The transcript has a single exon.